Molecule: messenger RNA, 4016 nt
Organism: Diorhabda carinulata
Lineage: Eukaryota; Metazoa; Arthropoda; Insecta; Coleoptera; Chrysomelidae
Gene: Swip-1
Product: EF-hand domain-containing protein D2 homolog
Exons: 3
Coding region: 429-935 (168 amino acids)
Molecular function (GO): calcium ion binding
Source: RefSeq, a predicted model, not a curated record
UUGUUGUUGUACGAGUGCUAUUUGAGUUGUUCUCUUGAAACAUUAAUCUUUGUCAAAAAACGGAAUUAAAUCGCGAACAUUUUCGUGCGAUUUUCGACGGAGAUUAAACCAACACCAAUGUGCGGAUAAAUCUGGUGAUAAAGCACCAUUUCGAACCACCGUGUUUCGCUGGUUUUCCGAAUUCACUCGAGGUCACCGUCCACUACCGAAUGAUUUUCGUGAAGGUCGUCCAAAAGCGGCUGUUGUACCAGAAAACGACAAACAUAACCAAAUAUUGCAAGAUCGUCAUGUGGCAUAUGAAGGCAAACUUGGGCAUUAAUUCCACUCAAUAUUGCAUGAACGUUUGGUUGUCAAAAAGAUUUGUUCACGUUGGAUACUGAAUAAUUUGAAAAUCGAUCAAAAAAGCUCGUGUCGAUUGAUGCAAAGAAAUGCUGAAAACAUUUCGAAAGACGUGUGUGUGUGUGUGUAUAAGAUCGUGCAUGCUUCUACGACUGAUUGCGACGCCUGGCAGAAUCAGGUUUAACACAAACAAAGACGGUUACCUGAGUAUAGAUGAGCUGAAACGUAUGAUGGAAGUCUUGGGAGCUCCACAAACACAUUUAGGACUGAAAGCGAUGAUUAAGGAAGUAGAUGAAGAUGGAGAUGGUCGUUUAUCCUUCCACGAGUUCAUGCUAGUAUUUCGCAAAGCUCGGGCAGGAGAACUCGAAGAAGACUCUGGUUUAGCACAGUUAGCUAAACUUACGGAAAUCGAUGUUGAAAAAGUCGGCGUUAAUGGUGCCAAAGAAUUCUUUGAAGCUAAAAUUGUCGAACUGGCGAAAAAGAGUAAAUUUGAAGACGAAAUUCGCUUAGAACAGGAAGAAAGAAAGCGCCUCGAAGAAGAGAAAGCUAAUAGAAGACAACAGUUCUUAGAAAAAGCUGCAGUUUUUAAAUAUUGACCACGCCAUUGCCGUUUAAGGACACCACCCAUAAUUGUUUAUUUAGAAAUAUAUUAAUGUUCAAAGACCUUUGUUUUCUACGUCAAAUUAAUAUGAGUAAAAUCAUAUAAGUUAUAAAAUAAUCUUUGUUCCUAUUAUUUAUUUUUCCAAAAAUACUUUUCACAAAAGCUUUCUCAUUAUUUUCGUAUUCUCCAUUAUCCUUCACCUUUUGUAACUCCUCCAUAUAUUUCAUUGUCUACAAUCCCCCUCCCUUUAAACAAUAUUUUCCUUUUUUUUUCUUCUCACAUUUCAAAUAUUCAAAUAUUCUUUGGUUUUAUCCACAUGUCAAUAUUGUCUUGAACUCAUCAGGAUUCAACUUGAUCCAAUAACAGGUUGGAUACAUUGUAGUAUCGCAGGUCUCCUUCAUUUAAACAUCCUUUCAAAUAAAAUUUGAUUUUUUGUUUUUAUCAGUUUAGUUCUACUAGAGCAGUUGUUUAACAUUAUAUGAGAUUUGAUUUCUGUAUUUCAUGAUGAUAAGAAGUGAUAUUCCAAUUAAAUUUUAAUGUACUUUUCAGUAUUGCCGCUUAUAUUCUUGAUACUUCAAACCUGUAGCAAAGGUUAACUUCUAAGUUGUGUUUGUCCUCUUUCCCAGUCCUUAUUAGCUUACGUGAUAGUUACUACUAACUGUGAUAAUUUACAUGUAAUACUACUGGUUACACUAUCUUAAUUUCAAUUUCUAUCGUUUCAUUACCGCAAAAAUUAUGUAUAGAAAUAUUUGCUGACCCCCAUUGACCUACAGAUUAAAUAUAAUGAUGUAGAAAAUAAUGGAGCUUUGAAUGUAGCAUGUACCUAAUUUGUGCAUUUAUAAGCUUAUUGAAAUGUUUCAAACUGUGCCAGAUCAUUAUUUUUUGUUCGAUGGAAAACAAUUUCAAAAAUAAUGUGAAUUGCCUACAGUUCCUCAUGUUUAGAAAAAUACGAAAGGGUUCCAUUAAUUUUCAUUGGAUCUGAAAGACAAUUUUCACAAUAUAAAAUAUAAAUUAAUUGAAAAAAAAAAUGCCAUGUGGUUCUCUGAUAUAUUCAUACCUUCAGUUAAAUAUGAAAUUUGUUUCUACAGAUUUCAUAUUAAUUAGUUUCUAUCAAAGGCAAAUAUUUCGGUUUUUCUAAACUUACAGGUGCUUUAGAUCUUAGAUAUUCCAGUACCCCAUUGAACCAAUUUAUAUCUGGUACUCCAAAGUUUCGAAGUAUCCAUGAGUUCAUAUUUUAGAUUGUACCUUAGUUCAAUGUGGGGAAUUUUUUAAAUGAUUUCUAAGUCAUGGUUAUAAUUAAAAAUAUUUACUCAAGACGAAAAGGUAUAUAUCCAAUCAUCAAUUUAGUAGCAGAAUUCAAAUUAUUAUCGGUGUCAUGAAAUUCUUUAACAAUGAAAACAAAUGAUUGGAUAUCUAUCCAAUUUAUAAGGAAACAGGGGUAAUUUGCUCACUUAUUUUAUAGGGUUAGUCUCAUAAAUUGUACCACUUGUCAAAAUAACACAUUUAAAAACUAAGCAGCUUAGCCUGAACGGUGUCGUUUCAAAUUUGAGAGCUUUUUCUAAAAGUGGAAAGCAAAAUCUUUUCUCUCUGUUAACACAGCCUUCGUUGUAGGAGUUUGAUUAAUACUUCAACGAGGGAUUGCAUGUUUCUCAUUAUAAACAAGAUUGAUAAAAAAAUUCACUAAAAUGUAAAGUUUUGUAGGAGCUAUGGCCGUCAACAAAAAGUACUACAGACAAUUCUAUUCGAUUUACAACGAUAGAAAAAACAUGAGUAUAUAUUUGGAAAAGAAGUUUCUUGCUAUUCAUCUUGAAUCUGAGUGGUCAACCGCUGAAUCCAAUGGAACUCAAACGGGCCUGUUAUAGUAGGACGAUUGGAAAAAUUCCAGACUCAUUACAGUUAUAUAUUCGUCUUUGGUACUACAAAUUUUAUUCAAUUGAUUGUCUUUUAUGAAUUGAUCAAUUUCAGAUAACCAGUUCCUAAUUUGGUCUUCAGAUAGGGAUGAUCUGAUCUGCAAAACUUCUAGUCAUUAAAGGGGGAUAAUCACUUCAUUAUAUAUCCACUUAUACUGGCUCUAGUUAUAUUUCCUUAUCUAAAAGUCACCACCAAUAACUGCAGAGAAUGGAUAUUUGAGUAUUCUAGGUCCUACAUUGAAUCAUAUUUUCAACUAUAUAUGUUUCACCGUAACCCAAUCAUUUUCGUUUAGUUCAAUGACUCGAUUAGUGUUUUUCUUUAUUUAUGUUAGAGUAGGUUUUGGGGCUUCCAAUUCCUUAUUGACCCGUCUUGAGGUAUUGAGCAUUUUAUAUUUAUUUCUGGAAUCUUUUGCGAGUAAGCGUAGGAAGUAUUAUUUUUAAGACACUUCACUAUCUUCAGAUAGUGGAAUUCCACUAAUACUAACGAAUGUAUCAGAAAUAUCCAUUGGUACAUUUUCUAAAUGUAUUAACUACAUUACCAAUACCAAGGAAUACUUAGUAUGUUUGCUCAGCAACAGCCAUUCGAGACCAACUGCACUUUAUUGUCGAAUAUCUCUUAUGUUUAUAUAUAACCAGUAUUCGAUAACUCCAGGAAAAAACCAGGUGAGGCUGCCGUGUUGAGUUCAUGGUAUUUUUUUACUAAAUAUGAUCAUUGGUGCCACAUACUAUCCAACAGCAUUUGCACAGACAAUCAUGGUUGUAUUCAAACUUCUUCUUCGGCUCUAAUGUUUGUAUUUUUUUGGCAGACAUAAUAUCAUUGGAAUGGUACAAAUUUAGCAAUCCAUGGUUAAAAAUAAUCAAACCAACACUGAAUUCCACUCAAUUAUUGUAGACAGUUUAUAUGAAACAUGCAAAACUUCACUUUUUUAUAUUUUUUAACUUCACUACUUCACAAAAACUCUUGCAGUCUGCUUGAUUAUAGACCGUACGCCGUAUUUUAGAUUGGACAUAGCUCCCCAUGUAGAGGUUUCCAGAUAUCAAGAUGGUGCAGUUUUUCAGGCGGUACAAUAUAAGACACUUUCAUUUAUUAUUUUAUUAUGCUGAGCUUAUGUAUUAAUUGUGAUAAUUAUUUUUGUAUAGAUGUUUGAAUAUACUUUAUAAAAUUA